Messenger RNA from Manduca sexta (tobacco hornworm), 461 nucleotides. RefSeq names its product bombyxin-related peptide B-like. The transcript has a single exon. Gene Ontology annotation, molecular function: hormone activity. Lineage: Eukaryota; Metazoa; Arthropoda; Insecta; Lepidoptera; Sphingidae. The coding region runs from base 108 to 428 and encodes 106 amino acids. Gene Ontology annotation, cellular component: extracellular region. The record is from RefSeq and is a predicted model, not a curated record.
GUGUUUGAAUAUUAAUGAGCUGCUGAUGAGUAUAAAGGCGGAAAUUUCACCACUCACCAUCGCAGUCUCAUCCCGUCCUUCGAAACAGUAUUUACAAGUAAAUCAUCAUGAAAUUCGCCCUCGUCUUGUUCUGCCUUGUGGCAUUUUGGUCGCUGACAGAAGCAGAAGAAAGCAUGAAGGAUUAUGUAUUAAACUUGGGUGCUCGUAUUUACUGUGGCCGCCAGUUAGCAAGGUCGAUGGCAAUCUUGUGCGAAAAGUUCCAGGUGGAAGGCGUGGGCAAGCGGUCCGAGGAAGCCAUGGAUGGUGCUCUGUACGGGCCUCGCGGCUGGCGAUGGGCGGACCUGGAAGCUGCGCGAGGCAAACGCGGCAUCAUCGAAGACUGCUGCGAACAGCCCUGCACCAUCAAUGUGCUGCUGUCAUACUGCUAAAUAUAAUAUAUUUAAGACCAGUUAAGUCAUUGU